AUGCUCCGACAACUUUUACUUCUGCUUUUACUUGGAUUCUUACCAACGACAGCUUCUGGAUGGUGGUACGUCUUUUUUUUUUUUACGAAGUAGUCUAUUUAAUAAAUACUUUCUAUGUUGAAAAACGAAAAACUCUUCCAGUAAGUCACGGAAAUUGAUACGGAUGAAAAGGAGAUUAGAUAUAAAAUAUAAUGUUGUUUUUUAUCUUUAAGUAAGACUAUAAUUUUGAAGAUAACUUUAAAAAAUAGGCCAACUUCCCAAUUUAUUUCCAAGAAAUUGUAUGGUUCUUACAGAUAGGAAAUUAUUUUUUUAUUCAUUUUUUUCUAACCAAUUGUCUUUUUUUGGGAUUGACCUAUAUAGUUUUUUUUCUCUCUCUUAUAGUUUUUUGAAUUUGUUUGAAUUAAUGAUCUAUACUUACGAAGAUUUCUCAUUGUAGUUUUGAUUUUGAUGAUCUUGGGAAUUUUUGCUGUGAGUGCCAGAGGACACGACUUUUUUUUUACGCAAACCAAUUACGGGUCAAGAUUAUUGGAGCCGAGAUCGAGGUGUUAAUGAGCCGAGCGUGUACUAUACCAGUGGCUCAAAUCCACUUGAGUUCCUUGGGAAUUUCCUGUUGGCCAGAAUGUUUUCGUUCUUCUGAAAUAAAAACUCUAUCGGCUUUAUUUUCGAUUUUGACCAAAAAAAAAAGUCAUCUAUCGGCAUAUCUGGGGAAAUCUGUAAAUUGUGUGGGACUUUCGGUGUUUGAAAAAUAAAUUUAAAAAAAAAAUUUUUCCGAAGUUCACAAAAUUCCAUUUAUAGUUUUGUAUUUUUGCUCGGUUUUUUUGAUUAGUUCACCUUCAAAAGCUUUUAUAACGCGUUUUUCUUCCUAAGGUUGUCCUGUGGCCUGGAACUAGGAACAAAUUAAAAAGCUCUCUCAUUUUUAAUCAGAUCCUAAGUUUUCAUUUUCCAUAUUGAAUCCAACAAUUUAGAUUUUUGAGAUUAUCCGAAAAUAGUUUUAGGAAAGAAGUAAUAUUAACUUCUGUCCCACAAAAAGGAUUAGGCAUAGCCUGUUAAAAUUUUGAAUGUCAAUUCUUCGCUCAAGCUCCACCAUUUAACGGGACCAUAAACUAGCGAGCAAUCCACAGAGAUUUUUCGAAUGACGUGAUUCUAACUGACCUUUGAAAUCUGAACAUACUAUGAUUUUCUAUUUCAUUUUCUCCAAAGAAUUUAAUUGUGAAUAUGUACGUCUGAAUAUUUUCUAACUGAAAAUGGAGGCCUACUGGUUGAUUAGCAAGAUCAUUUUGCGAUUGAAUUUUUCAAAAGCCAUUUUUUUCAACUAGUGAAGUUAUACGGCUUCAGAAAAAUCUGUUCAAUUUUCAAAAAGAAGGAGGUUCUUCUUUCGAGAAUAGUACAGUUUUUUCUAUCCGCCAUUGUUUCCCACAACGGCAAAAAACGUACCGGCGGAAAAGGCUAUUGUUGCUGCCGACGGCCGUUGUUUUGGUCAGUAUCGGCGAAAAGAAAAAAAAGGUUCGGUUCUGUAUGGCUCGAGAGCCAUUUAGGGUGAUAGUUUACGACAGGCGGCGACCGCUGACCGUUUUUAUGACCAGCGCGGCUCUUUUCUCGUUGCGCCGUGUGCUUCUAUGGGUUAUAUGGGUUUCUGGGAAUCGCUCGCAAAUGGGAUACUGUACGACACUGAUUUAGAAUGAAAUGACUACACGGAAAUAUAUUUGCCCCUUUUUUGACAAAUUCUCCAUCUGCGUCGACUAUUGCUGCUCCGUUGAAAAUCUCGUUGAUUUUGGUGUUAUCGAAGAAAAAAAUAUCAAGUCUUAACAAUAAGUCCUUUCGAAGAAUUCAGAUCAGUUUAUUUAAUCUUCAGAGCAGAUUUACUGCUGAAAUAUUGAAAAAAUGAAGAGUCUGCAUGAUCGUGCUGACCAACAAUGGCCCGUAGAUCAUCUCGCCUUUUUUGUGAUAGUAGCAGCUAUGAGUGUUUUAACGAUCAUCUGCUCCUUCACGUGGGAGCAGUACGGCUUCUCCUAAGCUCGUCCAAGACGCUUUUAAUUACUUUUUUUUUGAUUUCAAGUUUAUAAAACUUUUCAACGUUCUUUGCCGGUUUCAGGCUCCUAUCCAAAGCCGAUGAGACUAGACUCGCACGGCACGCAUCAGCUUGCAACGCCGUACCUGGCCUUUCGCAAAAGCAGCGAGAACUUUGCACCCGACAUCCCAAUUUGAUAAAAUAUCUGGUUUGUCUAUUUUAUUUUGGAUUUAUCAUUUUUUCAUAGGCUCAAACAAUUCCAAAAGUUGAGCAAUUAAAAGAAAAUAGGAUGUUCUUUCAGGUGUCUGGACUUCGAUUGGCUCUGAAUGAAUGCCAAGAAUCGUUCCGACACAAUGUUUGGAACUGUACCCUGGCUUUGCCGGGCGUUGGAACUUCCCCUUUGAAAGGUUUUCAUCCCAAAUUAUUGUUUUCUAUUUCCGCUUUGUACAAACACACUAAGUGAACAACUAAAAAUGUGGUACAUACAGUACUUUUCAAGAAUGGGAUUCUUCUUUCUAUCGUAUCGUCAAGCAUUCAUAUAAAAACGCGUUGGAAAAUUAUUCGAUACGUAAUCCGUUAAGAUCGAAGACUAAUAAGUAAAAAAUUCAGAAAACUUUGACGCUCACUGAAUUUGCAAAUUACCAACAAUUUUCUAGUGGCAUCUCGAGAAUCAGCAUACGUUUACGCUAUCGCUUCAGCUGGUGUGAGUCAUUCGCUGGCCCGCGCUUGCUCCAAGGUUUGCUUAUUUAUUUCAUUUCCUUUCAUUCCUUCCGAGGUCACAUACAUAUAUUGAAUGAAUGCCAAGAAAAUAACGCCUUGUAGGGUCUUAUCGACGAGUGCGGUUGCGGCGGAACUCCUCGCGGAGGUACUAAAGAGUUCACUUGGGCCGGGUGUUCUGAUAACGUCCGCUUCGGCAACUCGUUCGGCCGAAAGUUCAUGGAUGUGACUGAAAAACAACAUGCUGAUGCUAGGUUUGAAAUUAUGACGAAAACAAAAAAGAACCUUUCAGAUUCGACAUGUUCGUUUUAGGAAGAUUGAACGAUUCUAAACUUUGAAAAGCUCGGGUAGUAAGGAAAAGUUUCGAUUAAUAAAAUUUUCCAUUUUUUUUUAAUAUUCAGCCCGUCCGGAUUUUUCACACCGUUAGUUUUUGAGCGUACACCAAUCGCGAUUUUUGGACGUUCUUUUAGUUAAUAAUGAGUUUUUUGUACCAAAAAGUAGGCGAAUUAGAAAAAAAUAGAACGUUCAAAGAUACAAAUUUAGUUUUAACAAUCAAGUUUUUGCAUACGCCAGCAAGUCUAAAAAAAAGCCUAAUUCGAGAAAUACGACUUUAGUAAGUAAAAAGUCGUAUUUUCUGUAAUUUUUCAUAUAUUAAUGUCGAAAAUAGCCUUUUUCAUUUUAUUGAAUAGAGAAAAUGGUCUAGUAUGGCCAGCGAAGACGGCGCAGUGGACGCAAACUGCAAACUGGACGGGACCCUGUAGGUCUGAACUGGUGUGACUGGAAAAGAGUGGAUAAAAAAAUAAGCGGAAUCUGAUUAUAAAAAAAUGUAUUUAUAAGAAGAGUUUAUGAAAUGCUUUGAAAUUUGAAAGAGGCAGUAGAGAAAAAAAUUUUUUUAUUUGUUAUUCAGACAGGGUUUCAGAGCGCUGAUGAACUUGCACAAUAACCGAGUGGGUCGUCGUCUCCUCGCAAGUUCCCUGAGCAAAGAGUGCAAGUGCCACGGCGUCAGUGGCAGUUGCGUUACCAAAACGUGCUGGAAGAUCGUGCCCAAGUAAAUUUUUAUCACUUGAUCCCAAAUCAUGAAAGAAACUCUUUGAAUUUAAAUUAGGUUUUCUUCAAGGCUCAGCCAUAGAACUGUUUUAUUUAUAGGAGCGUAAUCAUUUUUCAGUUCUUUUCGCUCGGCUUGUAAUAGCAAUUUGCGGCAUUUGCGGUCUUUCUCAUUUUAAGAUUUUGCUCAAAUUUCUUGGUGAAGAUAAUAAUUAUUAAUAUCUAAUUUCAUGAAAGAUUUUCGCUUAUUCGAUAAUUUUUAAGUGGGCGCCAAAAAGCACCGUAACUUUUUUUGAUUCACUCGAAAAAAAAACUAUUCUAGACGGUUCUAUCAACAAAAACGCAUUUUCAGGUUCAACGACUUCGCCAAAAGGCUCAAUGAAAAGUACGAAAUCGCACACCAAGUUAGUUGUGAUUAAAAGGAAGUAUGACACGAUAAUUUUGAGGUUACGGUAACCGGUCCAAGCGCCCAACUUAUCUUGCGGCCCGAACCUACGCCUGGAGGCCGCACCGAACGUUAUUUGAAACAUCGCGAAACUAAUGAGGUGAUUUUGCUUUAUAUGACGAUAUAUUGUUUGUUGAGCGAUGUUUUUUUUUCAAAAUUGAAUUUACAUUCCGUAGACUACAAAGAAAAUAGCCUUUUUGAUUGAAUUUUAACAAAGACCGCUCUCGAGAUCUAGUUUUUCGUACUUUUUAUGUUGGACUUCCUUGUAUGGAAACAAAAUUUUUUUGAUCUCGCAUUGAGCGAGGUGGCGCGUCACUGAAAAGAACUUUUUUCAGAUGAGCGACUUGAAUACCGUCAAAAACGACUUGAUCUUCUUUGACGCCUCGCCCAACUACUGCGCAAUUGACGUCAAAGACCGCGAAUGUGGCUCCGAGUGUGGGAACAUCUGCUGCGGCCGCGGCUGGAGAACGAUCCGCGAAGUCGUCGACGAGCCCUGCCACUGUCAGUUUGUGUGGUGCUGCGAGGUCAAGUGCAAGACGUGCAAGCGAGUCGUCGAACGCAACUAUUGUAUAUAA
Messenger RNA from Caenorhabditis auriculariae, 4789 nucleotides. The record is from the annotation of a GenBank genome assembly. NCBI's taxonomy places the organism in Eukaryota, Metazoa, Nematoda, Chromadorea, Rhabditida, Rhabditidae.